Zonotrichia leucophrys gambelii is the source of this 2862-nucleotide messenger RNA. It is a transcript of the gene NIM1K, whose product is annotated as NIM1 serine/threonine protein kinase. Gene Ontology annotation, cellular component: cytoplasm. Gene Ontology annotation, biological process: microtubule cytoskeleton organization; protein phosphorylation; intracellular signal transduction. The record is from RefSeq and is a predicted model, not a curated record. The coding region runs from base 754 to 2064 and encodes 436 amino acids. The transcript has 5 exons. Lineage: Eukaryota; Metazoa; Chordata; Aves; Passeriformes; Passerellidae. Gene Ontology annotation, molecular function: ATP binding; protein serine/threonine kinase activity; tau-protein kinase activity.
CCUUAGGUGACUGUCUAGCUAAGCUUCAGGCAGUGAGUUACUGGUCUGAUUGACUCCCCCUCAGUCUGGUGCAUCUGUCCUGGCAGUCGUGUGUGCUGCAGGCUGGGAGCAGGGGAGGUGAGUGCUGCCACUGCCUGAGCUGUCUCAGCUCUCCUGCCCAGCUCACUACCCUCAGGCAUGCAGCUGCAGGAUCAGCACUUGCUGAUCAACUCCUGGCUUUCAAGAUUAAAAGACAAAGGUAAAGAAGAAAAAAUUGGUGUGCUGUUUUAAAGGAACACCACGCGUCUGGCAAAAUUUUGAGAAGGCUCAAGGCGUUAAAGAAAGCUCAUCUAAAUAAAGGAGGGUUAACGUGACAUUGCAGUUACUUAAUCCUGUAUUGUCCUGCCAUGUGACUGCAGGGAUACUGAGGCGCAGCAUUUCUUUUGCCUGGUGCACAGAUUAUGCUUUUCCUGUCAUCUUCCAGAAUCAGUUGCUUUGUUGAACACGCCAUGGGAAAGAAACAGAGGGGCAGCGUACUUUUUACAGCAAGGCUUCCACACACAGUGAUAUUUCCAAGGUACAGUGACAAGCUCACAGACUGAAGAAUGAAUCAAAGGCAGUCCCUACAGUCAGCUUUUGGACUUUUACCAGAAUCAAGGAGAACGACGCUCUUAAGUGUCCAUAAUGUGCAGGGCUUGCAUAUUGAUAUAGAAUUACUUCAUUUAAACUUCUCAGGACAUCUUGUUAAAUGGGGAAGUGAUCACCCUGUAGACUAUGACAACAGGAUAUGUGAAUGAAGGAAGUCUUGGAAAAUACCGCUGUUCCAGGUGGCAUCACGAGGACAGCAGAGAUGAUGAUGGGCGCCCAGAGUGCCACGAAGGAGAUGAAGAGGGCAAACAGCACAGACUGACCCCAUUUGAGAAACUGAUGCAGGAUAUGUCUCAUAAUGAAAAGGUGGUGAAAGAAUUAACACUGGGAAAGAGAAUUGCCUUCUAUCGAGUCAGAGGAGAAAUAGGAAGUGGGAAUUUCUCACAAGUGAAGCUUGGAAUUCAUUCCCUAACCAAAGAGAAAGUUGCAAUUAAGAUUUUGGACAAGACAAAGCUAGACCGGAAGACUCAACGUUUGCUGUCUCGUGAGAUAUCCAGCAUGGAAAAGCUGCACCACCCAAAUAUCAUCAGGCUGUAUGAAGUGGUGGAGACACUCUCAAAACUGCACCUGGUGAUGGAGUAUGCAGGAGGUGGGGAGCUCUUCACUAAAAUCAGUACAGAAGGAAAGCUGCUAGAAACAGAGUGUAAAAUAAUCUUCUCCCAGAUUGUGUCUGCUGUGAAGCACAUGCAUGACAACAAUAUCAUUCACCGAGACCUGAAAGCAGAAAAUGUCUUCUAUGCCAGUAACACCUGUGUUAAGGUGGGAGACUUUGGAUUCAGCACAAUAAGUAAAAGAGAUGAAACUUUAAAAACUUUCUGUGGCUCUCCUCCUUAUGCUGCUCCUGAACUCUUCCGAGAUGAAAACUAUAUUGGCAUCUAUGUAGACAUUUGGGCACUGGGAAUCCUCUUAUACUUCAUGAUGACAGGCAGCAUGCCAUUCCGGGCAGAUACAGUAGGCAAACUGAAAAAGUGCAUUCUUGAAGGGACAUACACUUUGCCUCCCUGCCUCUCAGAAAACUGCCAGAAACUGAUAAAAGGAGUCCUUCAGCCAGUACCAACCAAGAGAUACUCUGUCAAACUGAUUAUGAACAGUGAAUGGAUGCAAGGAAUACAGUUCCCCAAACCUUUACAGACAUUUAAACUGGAUCCAAAAUAUUUAUCAGACAUCAGUACACUAAAAGAAGAAGAAAUUGAAGUGAAAAAUAUUCUGGAAGACCUUGGAAUCACAGAACAGCACAUUCAGAACAACCGGGGAAGAGACGCGCGCAGCUCCAUAACGGGGGUCUACAGAAUUGUGUUGCACAGAGUACAGAAGAAAAGGGCACUUGAAUCUGUUCCUAUCAUGUCCCAGCCAGAUCCAAAAGAAGACAACUCAAGGAACGGAAUCACUACUUACAGUGGCUUUAAGCACACAUCCAAGCUGUGUUCUAUUUUAUAAAAUUGCACUGCAGGCUUUUUGCUCAGCAUAUUUGACAAAGGGGAUUAUUCACUUAUCCUUAAGCUUUAGUGUUCUUUUGUAAUUUUUGAAUAAACCAAAAAUGCCUCAUUUUCUUUGCUUUUGUCAAUUAACAGUGAAGCACUCAAAAACAGAGCUCUUGUGCAUUUGUUUAACCCUUUCUCCAUAUACUUGGUAUAGCCAGUGCAAGAACCCAGUGACUGAAAAGAUCAUGAGUGGAGGGGAUCUUUUAAUAAACACCAUGCUACUGCACUUAACCCACUUGGGAGAUUCUCUGCACAGACAUCUAACUGCUAACUUCUGAAAGCUGUACCUAAGCUCAACACUUCACCAUUGCAAACUGGGACAGUUGCAGAAACUAAAUUUAAGCAGAGACCAGACUAAUCUAAUCAAUUGCAAAUUCUUUUGAACUUCCUCAUCAAAUUUAACAAGUUAAUUUUUAGAAAGCAUUUUAUUUCCUUUCAAGAAACAUCAAAGCUGUUGUUGGCUGCAGUUCCCAACUUGUCACGAUUCCAGAAGACAAAUCAGGAUUCAGUACUUUAACCCUGUAUGUGCGUGCCUGACUGGUUGGGCUACCAUCAGUUACCCUUCUGACACCUUCCACUGCUUGCAUGAUUCUGCCACUCUGGAACUGCUUGGACUCCACCUGCAUUCCAAUAAAGAAAGAUUUAAGCAUAUUCCAAAACCCAUGUGGUUUUAAGUUCUUGCCUUAGCCCUAGUUACCAGUAGCUGAAUGCAAGCAGCAGCAAAAUCUGCUUAUAUUCACUGAGCAUUACAGGC